Molecule: messenger RNA, 2533 nt
Organism: Lottia gigantea (owl limpet)
Lineage: Eukaryota; Metazoa; Mollusca; Gastropoda; Lottiidae
Exons: 7
Coding region: 115-2349 (744 amino acids)
Biological process (GO): interstrand cross-link repair
Cellular component (GO): Fanconi anaemia nuclear complex; nucleoplasm
Source: RefSeq, a predicted model, not a curated record
GGGAAAUAAUUUGUAAACAAAGGCGGUAUUUCCAAACUUUAUAAAGUGCUUAUUUAUUUCCUCACAAACUUUUAUAUUAUUUUAUUUCUGUCUAAUCCCAGAUUAUGAUUCCUGAUGAACAAGUAUCUAUUUUAUUCAAAUUAUGACAUUCUUCAGAUCUAUGUAUCGAAUGAAUUUGAAACUCCUAAGUUUGUAAUAUCAGCACCCAAUGAAAUACGAUCAUGGUUUUAUAAUGAAGAGAGAAAUUUGCUCUUUAUAGUCUGUUUGAGUGGUCUAUAUAAAAUAAACCAAGAUGAAAUCAUAUUGUACGUUACCAAUGAUGAUCAACAAUGCAGUGAUACAUUAGAAGCAGAUGACGAUUGUAUUUUUAUUCAACGGGAAGAUAAAGCAUCAUUAGAAUUGAUUAAAGUAGAGGCACAGCCAUUUCAUACAAACUUACUUACUGAUUAUCACCAACUAUUGAAAUGUCCCAAUAUAAAUGGUGUAAAUGCUUAUGAAAGCCUUGUUUUUGUUACAUUUCAAAACUCUGAUAGUUUUAGCUUGAGAAUUUUUAAUGAAAAGGAUGUAAGUGACAGACAGGAGAAAUUAGUCAUAAAUUUUCCACAGACUAUUAACUUCAUCACUUGUACGAGCUCAGAACAAACUAAAGUGGUUUUACUGUAUUCAAAAACUUUCAGUGGUUUUCAAACCCUAUCGAAACAUGUUAUUCUUCCCCAAAUAUUGUUUAUAGAUUUGUUUUCUAAAGAAUGUGAUCAACUUCAGUCACCUGUGAUGUUGUUUUGUCGUCAAGAUGGUCAUGUGUUUUAUUCAUUUGUGAAACAUGAUUUAAUUAAGUCAAGUAAACAAUAUGAAGUUCUAUGUGAUAUUGGGAAUAGUAUUGUAAAUAUUGUUUUUAUUAAAGUUGUUAUUUGUUAUACAAACAGUACAGAGAGUAAAACAGAAUCACUGUAUGAUGUCAACUCAUCAAAGGAGUUACCUGCCCUUGUUGUUAUUUCCUCCAGUGGAAAACUGUUGUUGUAUUUUAAGCUUAACUGUAAGAAAUGUUGGUACUCCUCUGUGAUAAAUGGACCAAUUCUAGAUGUAUGUUGUGAAUCAGAUAUGUAUUUAUAUCACACUAAUGGAAACUAUGUUUAUAAAAGUAAAUUUUAUUAUAUUGAGAGUGAAAACAGACUAGAAACCGAGAGUACAUUACUACAUGAUGUGAAAGUUAAAAAUAUACAGAUCUCUACUAGUGACAGCCAACAUGGGCUUUGUUUAGUUUGCCAAACUUUCAAUAAUACCAUAUUAUCACUUCCUUGUAACGUUUCCUCUCAACCAUCAAUAUCUGGAGAUUUAAAGGACAUUUUACUUGGCAUUGACCAGAAACGUCUUCAACUUGGGAAUAUAUCUGAAAAUGAAAAGAAACUAAAUUCUCUGAUUCAGCAGUUAAAUAUCACUGCUAAUUUAAUGAUUUCAAAAACUUGUGGAAAACUUUUAAUCUCCUGUAGUGUAGAAAUAGAAGCAGAUUCAGUUGGUGUCUCUCAAGCAUUUUUCCUAUCGUUAGAAUUGACUAAUGAGAGUAAAUGUAAAAUUUCUUCUAAUUGGUCACUCCUGCUUCAUGUAACAAAUGACCAAUCAGAAAUCACAUCUCAUUCUGUUUCACUAAAGCAAGGAUUAGAUCCUGGACAAAGUCUUAAGAUUAAGAUCCCACUUUCUGCAAAUUCAGAAAGUUUACAACUAUUCUUCAUUCUUAGCACUGAAUUUUCACUUGAAGAUUUGUCACAAAACUUGUGUGUUCCUAUUUUUGGAUGUAAUUUUAAUAGUUUAGACUUUCUCCUAAGUGGAGAACUUUCUAGUUACAUUAGGAAAACUGAUGAUGUGAUGAUUGAAAAUAAAAUAUACACAGCUCAAUUAUUAGUGUCUUCAGCUCAGAUUCAACAAUGUUUUCCUCAUUCAGAAAAAGUGAAAUUGUCACCAGAAGUGAUAUUAGAGUUGGUUUUAACAAGUAAAAAAAAAGGAAAGUUGCCAAUUGAAAAUGGUGUUUGUAGAUUGUAUAAUGUAAGUGGUAAUAUGGUGUCUAUAUCUAUAUCCAGAGGAGAGAGACAUGAUGACUAUUUAAUUCACAUCAACUCUAAUUCUUGUCAAUUAUUAGCAAGUGUAAAAUCUGCCAUUUCUUAUAAUAUAAAGAAAUCUUCUCCUAGAUGUUUGGAAUCAGUCACUUCCAAAGAAUACCAAAAAUAUAUCCGUACUUUACAGGAAAUAAAGGCAGCAGUAGAAGAAAUGAAGGGAAGUUCAGAGCAGAAUUCAAUGGAAGAAAACCAUAAAUUGAUAUUUAGUAUUUAUGAAAAACUGAGAAAUACUCUGUUAUAAUGAAUGAUUUCUUAUAGAAAUUUAUAAUGACUAUCUUUGUAGAAAUGUAAUAUUCCAAUUGUUGGUUAAUUAUGAUUUUUAAAAACAUAGCAUUUGUAUCAUACUUUGUGGAGCGUCAAAAUGUACUUGUGAUGAGCCUGUACAUUUAAAGUAUAAGUCUAAAAUUAAAUUAAAUUUUAAAUUC